Verticillium alfalfae VaMs.102 is the source of this 372-nucleotide messenger RNA. Its product is annotated as nodulation protein L. The coding region runs from base 1 to 372 and encodes 123 amino acids. The record is from RefSeq and is a predicted model, not a curated record. The transcript has a single exon. NCBI's taxonomy places the organism in Eukaryota, Fungi, Ascomycota, Sordariomycetes, Glomerellales, Plectosphaerellaceae.
AUGAACUUUGGCUUCACCGUCUUGGACACGAGCCUGGUCGUCAUUGGCGAGCGCGUCAUGCUCGGUCCCAACGUGCACAUCUACAGCGCAGGUCAUGACACGAGCGUCUUGUCCCGCGUCAAAUGCAUCGAGUUUGGCCACCCGGUGCGCAUCGAGGACGACUGCUGGAUCGGGGGCAAUGUCACGAUUCUCGCAGGGGUCACGAUCGGUCGGGGCUGUACGGUUGGCGCAGGAUCGGUUGUGUCACGGAGCCUGCCGCCUUUCUCUGUUGCCCUUGGGUCGCCAGCAAAGGUUAUCAAGAGACUCCCGACUUUGGAGGAAGAACUGGCUGAUCCGCGGAACAUUUAUCAUCGGUUCCCAGAUCGGUCCUGA